CGUUAAUGAGGUGGGUAUCAAUUUGUUAUGGUGGCGGGGGGAGCGAGCUGGGGGAGGAAAGGAAGGGAAGGAGGAGGAGGAGUUCCCUCUGCGAGUGCCGAAGCCCUCAGCUCUGCAUUCCGGCGGAGCUUUCAGGCACACACCGACCGCAGCGCAGUCCCGGGCCGAAAGCCUUCCUGUGAGCUCAGAGAGAAGAGCUGAAGGGAAAAGUUGCACCGCGCGUGGUUCCCGCAGUUCUUCCUUCUUUGACGCGUUUGUUUUUCGGAGCUGUGGUGGAAUGGUUCACUUUUCGUCACACAGCAGUCUGAACUGUGCGAGAAGGCGCCUUAUGUCUUUCUAAGGUACAAGUCUCCCUUUGUCUAAGUAUUGCUACUACUACGUUCUGUGCACCAUGGUGAUCAUGACAGACACCAGCAGGGCUGCUCAGCCCAGCCCUGCGCAGGGGAGGCCACUCCAGGUCGGCUUCUAUGAGAUCAUCCGCACCCUGGGGAAAGGAAACUUUGCAGUGGUGAAACUGGCCAAGCACAAAGUCACCAAAACACAGGUGGCAAUAAAGAUCAUUGAUAAGACCAGACUGAGCCCCUCUAACCUGGAGAAAAUUUACAGAGAGGUGCAGAUAAUGAAGCUGCUGAACCAUCCCCAUAUCAUCAAGCUCUACCAGGUCAUGGAGACCAAAGACAUGCUGUAUAUUGUCACAGAGUAUGCAAAGAACGGAGAGAUGUUCGACCACCUGACCUCAAACGGCCGCAUGAGUGAAGACGAGGCGCGGAAGAAGUUCUGGCAGAUCCUCACGGCCGUGGACUACUGCCACCGGCAUCACAUCGUUCACCGCGACCUCAAAACCGAGAACCUGCUGCUGGAUGCCAACAUGAACAUCAAACUGGCCGACUUUGGAUUUGGGAACUUCUACAACGCAGGGGAGCCUCUGUCUACGUGGUGCGGCAGCCCGCCUUACGCCGCUCCCGAAGUGUUUGAGGGGAAAGAGUAUGAGGGCCCACAGCUUGACAUUUGGAGCCUCGGCGUAGUGCUUUACGUUCUGGUCUGCGGCUCUCUUCCGUUCGAUGCACCCAGCCUUCCCGCUCUCAGACAGAGAGUCACAGAGGGGCGAUUCAGGAUUCCCUUCUUCAUGUCCCAAGACUGUGAAAAUCUGAUCCGUAAGAUGCUAGUGGUGGACCCGGCCAAAAGGAUCAGCGUAACCCAGAUCAAGCAGCACCGCUGGAUGCUGGCCGACCCGUCGGCUGCCCACCAGACCCUCAGCCAUUCCCUCACAGAGUACAACUCCAACCUGGGCGAUUACAGCGAACCGGUGCUGGGCAUCAUGAACACGCUGGGCAUCGAUCGCCAGAGGACAAUUGAGUCUCUGCAGAGCAGCAGCUAUAAUCACUUUUCCGCCAUCUACUACCUGCUGCUGGAGCGAGUGCAAGAGCAUCGCGCUCAGCAGCUGAGUCGUCAGUGUGGGACCUGGAGCCAGAGACCCCGCAGCACGUCCGACACCACCUGCCCAGAGGUCAUCAUGGAGUCCAGUGAGAGUUUUAGAUCUACUCGUUUCUCACUCCCAUCCAAAAACACUCCUCCUGUGUACUCCGAGGUGGAGUGCGACCAAGGUGGACUAUUCCAGCGGGUGGUGUUCCCGGUGGAGGCCAGCCUGAACAGACUCCUCUGGAACCGCUCCAUCUCACCCAACAGCCUGCUGGAGACCAGCAUCAGCGAGGAGGUGCGUCCCAGGGACCUGGAGGAGGAGGAGGCCACGCAGAGCCUCGGGCCCUUGCUUCCGCCCACAACAUCCCGCAGACACACUCUGGCCGAGGUCUCCGCCCGUUUCCACCAGUGCAACCCUCCUUGUAUUGUGGUGAGUCCCUCAGACGGAGCGUCGUCAGACAGCUGUCUGAAGUCCUCAUCCAGUCCCGCUCCCACGCUGCAGUCUGCUGUGGGGGAGAUAUCAACACUUCUGGCCUCCAGGGCUGAAGGUGGAGCUGGGCUUCCUGCCGGAGCUCCUCUGGCUCUCUCCUCCCACCUGGUGCCCCAAGCUCAGAGCAGCCUGCCUGCUGUCAGCUUCCAGGAAGGCCGCAGGGCCUCCGACACCUCCCUCACACAAGGCCUCAAAGCUUUCCGCCAGCAGCUGAGGAAAAACACGCGCACCAAAGGCCUUCUGGGGUUGAAUAAGAUCAAAGGUCUGACCAGGCCGGUCGUUCCCCCGCCAACCUCCAACCGCGGCAGCCGAGGCUCCCUCGGCCCGGCCUUCUCCGAGCAUCGCAGCAUGCUGGAGGAGGUGCUGCACCAGCAAAGGAUGCUGCAGAUUCAGCACCAACCUCAACCCCAGGUCCAGGCCCCCCAGACCGGACCUACCCAGAACCCCCUGCUCUUCCUGGCCCAGCAGCAGUCACCCUCUCCUCCACCCACAUCCACGUUUUCCCCUUCCUCCAUCUUUGAUGCUCCCGCCGUCCAGCCCGCCCUGCCUCCUCCUCCUCGGCAGCCGGCUCCGGCGGGCCUCUGGCAUCAAACCUUGGAGAGCCCCUCCUUCUCUGGCUGCUCCUCGCCCACGUCCAGCUGCUACUCCUCCUCUCUGUCCCCCGUGGCCUCCGCCGCCUACCUGCUCGAGGCGCGCCUGCACAUCAGCCAGCAGCCCCAGCCCCUCCCCUUCGCCGUCCUGCAGCAGCCUCAUUCCGCAGCGCAGGGCCCCUUCCCCGUCCCGUCCAAGCUGGCCGUGUGGGGCGUGGGCCCGGCCUCCAGCGCCGAUCCUGGCAUGCAGGAGCUGGGCCUGGCCGGACAGCAGCAGCUCAGCAGCUGCGUGAUGGUGAAAUAAAACGGAGGACUGUCCCCAGGAAACAGCAGAGCACAACUGAGCGAAAGAAAUAAAAAGUUGAUGCAAGCGACAAACUGGCA
Gambusia affinis (western mosquitofish) is the source of this 2883-nucleotide messenger RNA. RefSeq names its product salt-inducible kinase 1 (gene sik1). Lineage: Eukaryota; Metazoa; Chordata; Actinopteri; Cyprinodontiformes; Poeciliidae. Gene Ontology annotation, cellular component: cytoplasm. The transcript is spliced from 14 exons. Bases 392 to 2803 code for a protein of 803 amino acids. The record is from RefSeq and is a predicted model, not a curated record. Gene Ontology annotation, biological process: protein phosphorylation; intracellular signal transduction; microtubule cytoskeleton organization. Gene Ontology annotation, molecular function: ATP binding; protein serine/threonine kinase activity; tau-protein kinase activity.